UUUUCUCUGGGGCCUUGGGAGCAGAAACCGAGGGAAAACAACACUUCAGGCUUGGCAUCAUCCCGUCGCAUCCAUAUGCUACUACUCUGACUAUAUAUCCACCCAUGACCCAUCCAGCACUUCCAAGACACUGUAGGCCCCGUAGUCCUUUUCUCUCUUCGUCCUCCUCUGGACAAGCCUAGCCUAGCCUAGCUAGUAGCAAUGGCUAGAGCACCGCUGCAUCUUCUUCUCGCCGCGCUGUGCGCCAUCUCCUUCGCCGCCGCCGCCGCCAAUGCAGCGGGGAGGAAGAUGGUGGGCGUGUACGAGCUCGGCAAGGGAGAUUUCUCCGUCAAGGUGACCAACUGGGGCGCCACCGUCACCUCCGUCGUCUUUCCUGAUUCCAAAGGGAAUUUGGGGGAUGUUGUCCUCGGCUACGACACCAUUGCUGAAUAUGUUAAUGGAUCUGCUUACUUCGGAGCGCUUGUCGGACGAGUAGCCAACAGAGUUGCCAACGCGCGCUUCGUGCUCGAUGGAAAAGUUUACCACCUAUAUGCUAAUGAUGGCAAGAACGCACUUCAUGGUGGUCACAGGGGCUUCAGCAAAGUUAUAUGGACGGUGAAGGAACAUGUUAGUGGUGGUGACACCCCACACAUCACACUAUACUACCACAGCUUUGACGGAGAACAAGGGUUCCCCGGGGCUCUGGACGUGUACGUGACGUACGAGCUGUCGAGCCCGUACGUGCUGAGCGUGCGCAUGAAGGCGACGGCGCUGGACAAGGCGACGCCGGUGAACCUGGCGCAGCACACGUACUGGAACCUAGGCGGGCAGGGCAGCGGCGACGUCCUGGGCAACACGAUCCAGCUCUUCGCGUCCCAUUACACGCCCGUGGACUCCACGCUCAUCCCGACGGGGCAGGUCGCGCCGGUGGCCGGCACGCCCUACGACCUCCGGGCGCCGACCGCCGUGGGCGCGCACAUCCACCAGGUCUCCGGCGGCAGCUCCAACGGCAGCACCAUCUACGGCUACGACAUGAACUACGUCGUGGAUGGGGACGAGCACGCGCUGCGGAAGGUGGCGGCCGUCCGGGACGGCGCGUCGGGGCGGGGCCUCGAGCUGUGGGCAGACCAGCCCGGGGUGCAGUUCUACACCGGCAACUUCCUCAAGGACGUCAAGGGGAAGGGCGGCAAGGUGUACGAGGAGUACGGCGCGCUGUGCCUCGAGACUCAGGGGUUCCCCGACGCCGUGAACCACCCUGGUUUCCCGUCGCAGAUUGUGAGACCUGGGCAGGGGGCGUACAAGCAUGACAUGGUGUUCAAGUUCUCGUUCUAGCGAGCCAAGUACAGCACUAGUUUAGGCAGCUUCAGUCGGUUGAUCGGUCUCCUGGAUUUGGUCACGUUGUUGGUGCUUCUAGGAGCAAUAAAAGCCCGGGUUCGAUGUGAGUUCGAAAAGAGAGCAAAAGUUGAUCUCGCUUC
Molecule: messenger RNA, 1454 nt
Organism: Lolium perenne
Lineage: Eukaryota; Viridiplantae; Streptophyta; Magnoliopsida; Poales; Poaceae
Biological process (GO): glucose metabolic process; beta-D-galactose catabolic process via UDP-galactose, Leloir pathway
Molecular function (GO): aldose 1-epimerase activity; carbohydrate binding
Source: RefSeq, a predicted model, not a curated record